Messenger RNA from Aegilops tauschii subsp. strangulata, 882 nucleotides. The record is from RefSeq and is a predicted model, not a curated record. NCBI's taxonomy places the organism in Eukaryota, Viridiplantae, Streptophyta, Magnoliopsida, Poales, Poaceae.
UGCAUGUCUCCUUCCCAGCUGCCUCCGGCAACCCGGUGCACCACAUCGCGCGACGUGUGCUCCGGCGCAUAUUCCUGGCCAGCCUGGGAGUCGCUGCAUGCAGAUUUGGUUUGCCUGGUCGCGUCGGCCUUGCUGGCCAGAGGAGAUCUACUGGACUACGUCCGCUUCCGUGCCGUCUGCGCGCACUGGCGAUCGGCCACGCUCUCUCCACGCGGCCGCGGGGUUGUUGAUCCGUGCUUCCAUCCACGCCGCUGGAUGAUGUUCCCAGAGGACCGUGGCCUUUACCCUGGACAUCCGGAGCUGGGUGGCUACAUCCGCUUCUUUAACCUAGACUCAGGUGCCUUUGUCCGCGUCUGUCUGCCAUUGUUCAGGAACCACUGUAUUCUUGAUUCUGUCUGUGGCCUCCUCCUCCUCCAGAGGGACAAGGACGCAGCCAUCCGUCUUCUACACCCUUUCACCCGUGACAUUGUUGAGCUUCCACGGCUCACCACUCUCGCCACACAAAUGCCCGGGGGAACAAAUUGGUCGCUCCAGCGGAUGAGAUUCAUCUCUACGUGUGCUUCGUUUGUUGCAGGAGUCGUCACUGUCUUGCUUACCUUUAAUAACUUUGAUGGUGUGGCUGUGGCUACCUCCCUAGACAUGCAAUGGACAAUGCUCAGUUGGGAAUGCCCAGCGUGGUCACAUCCGGUUUCAUUACACGGCAAGCUAUACGUGGUUGAUAUUCCAGAAAUCGAUGUGACGGGUGCACCAAUGAUUUUCGAGCUGGACGCAGCGUACCACCAUCGAGCCACACCAAAGCUGAUCUUCACAUGCCCCAGAGAGAAGCGCCUCUACUCGUGCUAUCUGGAACAAAGGACUAGAUUACCCAUCUACAGGUUGUAG